Molecule: messenger RNA, 1525 nt
Organism: Pygocentrus nattereri (red-bellied piranha)
Lineage: Eukaryota; Metazoa; Chordata; Actinopteri; Characiformes; Serrasalmidae
Gene: mylpfa
Product: myosin light chain, phosphorylatable, fast skeletal muscle a
Exons: 7
Coding region: 104-613 (169 amino acids)
Biological process (GO): skeletal muscle tissue development
Cellular component (GO): cytoplasm
Molecular function (GO): calcium ion binding
Source: RefSeq, a predicted model, not a curated record
GCCGGGUGGGAGGUAUAUAAGCCCCCGGGGAAGUAGCCAAGCCGCGGCUUCACUCAAUCUUCUCUUCUUCGAGCUUCUUACACUUCACACAUACCGUCUCAGCAUGGCACCCAAGAAGGCCAAGAGGAGGGCAGGUGGAGGAGAGGGAUCCUCCAACGUCUUCUCCAUGUUUGAGCAGAGCCAGAUUCAGGAGUACAAAGAGGCUUUCACAAUCAUUGACCAGAACAGAGACGGUAUCAUCAGCAAGGAUGACCUGAGGGACGUGUUGGCCUCAAUGGGUCAGCUGAAUGUGAAGAAUGAGGAGCUGGAGGCCAUGAUCAAGGAGGCCAGCGGCCCAAUCAACUUUACCGUCUUCCUCACCAUGUUCGGAGAGAAGCUGAAGGGUGCUGACCCCGAGGAUGUUAUCCUGGCCGCUUUCAAGGUGCUGGACCCUGAGGGCACAGGCACCAUUAAGAAGUCUUUCCUGGAGGAGCUCCUGAGCACUCAGUGCGACAGGUUCUCACAAGAGGAGAUUAAGAACCUGUGGACCGCCUUCCCCCCAGAUGUGGCUGGCAAUGUUGACUACAAGAACAUCUGCUACGUCAUCACACACGGAGAGGAGAAGGAGGAGUAAGGAAAGAGAAACAGCUCGAAGAAAAGAAAGAAGAAGCGAUGACUCUGCGUCCCUCACUGCUCUGCCCUCUCAGUCUGUUCUUCUGUCCUCAUUUUCCGUGGUUUCCUUCCUUUCCUCCUUCCUUUUGCUACUCUCUAGCACUUGUUUCCUCCAUGUGUUCUCUUCAAACAUUCAUCCAAAGCAAGCAAAGACUCGUCUCCUAGAGACUCCAACCCGAAAGAGGCUAAAAUCUGUGGUGUCCUUCAGUGGGGAAUCGUUUUCAAUAAAAUGACCUUUUACCAUCAUCUCCAUCUCUCCUUCUCUCACUCUCUCUCUUUCACUCAUUCCUGUUCCUUCCUCUCUUUUCUACCUCUCUGUCAUUUAACACCACUAGCCACAUGCUACGUAAGCAUGCAUGAAAGCUAGGGCUAGCCUUGCUAAUGUACACAUUUAGCCCAGCCUAGCCUCCUCCUUAGGCCGCUCUUUGCUGUCUUAGCUGCAACAGCUGAUUAGUUUGAACAGAAAGAGCUGUAGUCGCUCACCCUGGAGGUCUAAAACGCAAACGGUGGGAUCUCUUUCUACAAUAGAGCAACCUGGACCCACCAUUUUGUUUCCAAACCAUUGACGAGCAGGAAAAAUCAUAAGAGGAGGAAAAAAAAAGGAAAGGCACAAUGAGAAGGCCUGGUCUCCUAAAAGCGAUGGCUGGCUUGUCACCGAGGGAGAGAGGAAGAGAGGCGGUCCGCAGAGGAGUGGAGAGUGGCGACGGAAAGAAACCAUUUCCUUCUUCUCUCCCUCUCUCCCCUCCUCUGUGUCUUAUGUUAAUCCAUCCACUCCUUUUCUAUCCUCGCCUGGGCUUUGCUUUGCUCUGUCACCCACUCUUCUGUAACCAAUAAAAAGAGAGAAACUGUGAAUAAAGCAAACUUAUCUUUCGUA